This is a messenger RNA of Calliphora vicina (urban bluebottle blowfly), 1502 nucleotides long. Its product is annotated as phospholipase A1-like. Bases 79 to 1275 code for a protein of 398 amino acids. The record is from RefSeq and is a predicted model, not a curated record. Gene Ontology annotation, molecular function: lipase activity. The transcript is spliced from 3 exons. Gene Ontology annotation, biological process: lipid catabolic process. Lineage: Eukaryota; Metazoa; Arthropoda; Insecta; Diptera; Calliphoridae.
CAAGUUUAUCUUUUUAUAUUAUUCCUCGCGUUUUUGUUUUAUUUGUGAUAAAAUCUAUAGUGAUUAUUAAAUGACAAAAUGAAAUCAUUUUUAAUUUUGAGUGUUUUAGUUUAUUUGUGUGCCUUCAAUUCCAUAAGCUGUAUUGAUUUAGGCCUGAAAAAUAUUGUGGACUCGGCGAAAGAUGUUACCUCCGGCCUGGCCAAGGACAUAACCAAUAAAUUGCCCACGGCAAAGGGUCUUUUCGAAACGAGCAAACAAUUGGUGGCUGGUUAUCCAUUUGAGUUUGUAUCGACUUCGAUUAAUAAGAUGUGUUCAUCUGCCCUGUCAUCGCAAUCCGUAACACCCAAAUAUUUGCCGGACAUUAAUAAAAUGCAAUUUCAAUUGAGAACCGCUUGCAAUCGCUACAAUUAUCCCCUACUAAAGGCAAAUGAUAUGUGGACCAGCAAAGAGUUUAAUCCUAAAAAUAAGGUAGUAUUAUUGGUCACCGGUUGGACAACUUCGGUAGAUGAUGAUGAGACCAUAGCUCUAUUCGCUAAGGCUUACAGUUGCCGUGGAGGUGUUAACUUUGUGGCCUUAGAUGCUGCUGGUUUCAUAGAAACCCUUUACUCCUGGUCCGCCUUCAACACCGAGGCCUUGGGCAUGCACAUUGCUGAUGGUUUGAAGCAGCUAAGUGAAAUAGUGCCUGUGGAAAAUAUUCACUUAAUAGGCCAUAGUUUGGGUGCUCAUAUAGUGGGUGCGGCCGGUCGUCAUUUUGAGUUGAAAACCAAAAAGACUAUACCACGCAUCACUGGCUUGGAUCCAGCCAAACCCUGUUUCAAUGAGGGUGAAGCUUUGUCGGGCUUAUUGAGAGGUGAUGCUGAUUUCAUUGAUAUCAUACACACCAAUUCCGGGGUAUUGGGCAAACGUGAUCCCAUGGGUGAUAUUGAUUUCUAUCCAGGCGGUUUGGAUCCUUUGCCACCCGGCUGUGUGGGCAUUUCAUGUGCCCAUGCCAGAGCUUGGGUCUACUAUGCCGAAACCAUUUAUCCCGGUAAUGAGAAAAAUUUCAUGGGCACUCGUUGCAGCUCUUUGACACGUUUGCGUGAGGGUAAAUGCCCCGGCAAGGAGGUGCCCAUGGGUUAUGCCGUGCCCACCGAUGCCAAGGGUAACUAUUUCAUGGAAGUACGCGCUAAUGCUCCUUAUGGUAUGAAUGGCAAUAAACAUGAUCUACUGAAGUACGAGACUUGUGGCGCCUGCGAGGAGUCUGAUAUAACUGGAGAUAAGAAGAAAUCUAAAUAAUGAGAAAAUUUACUUGGAGUUUUUUCCCCUCCCCAGGAGGCAAUUUCUGAUUGAUUGUAUUACUUGGAUUUAUAUUGUGUUUGCCCAAAAAUGUUAAUGUGUGUUUUAUUUGUAUUAUUAUUGUCUAAAUUUUAUGUUUUUGAGGAAAAUUGUGAUUUAAUUGAUUAACUUUGAACUUGUUUGUGAUUUUGAAAUAAAAUUGUCUUGUGUGAAUUAAAAAAACGAAA